AUGCUGCUGAUUCUUUCUCUUCCAAUACUAGUAAUUAUUUUACCUUCUCUUUUCUUUUCCACGAGAAACAAUGACAGUGUUCAUCCCCUUCCACCCUCCCCUGCUAAGCUCCCCAUCAUCGGCAACCUCCACCAACUCACUGAACUCCCCCACCGCUCCCUCCGUUCCCUCUCCGACCGCCACGGACCCCUCAUGCUCCUCCGUCUCGGCAGUCUUCCAGUUCUCGUCGCCAGCUGCCCUUCCGUGGUUCGUGAAAUCACUCAAACCCAUGAACACCUCUUUGCUAACCGAUCUUUCCUUAAGGCAACCAACGUUUACCACGGCCGCGACAUCGCCUUUGCCCCUUAUGGCGAAUACUGGAGGGAGAUGAGGAAGAUGACUAUCCUCCACCUUCUUAACAACAAGAAGGUGAAGUCUUAUAAGCAGGCGAGGAAGGAGGAGGUGGCGUUCAUGAUAAAGCAGAUUGAGGGGACGACGGUGAUAGACAUGUCAAAGUUGUUUAAUGCGCUCUCUAGGGAUGUUAUAAGUCGAGCUGUAUUCGGUGCAACAACAAGGAGAAUAUGGUGGGGGGACAGUAUGAGGAGUCUCAUAAGUGAUAACUUGAGUCUGAUGGGAGAGUUUCAUGUUGGUGAUUAUAUACCAUGGUUGGGAAAAGCAGUGGGGUUUGUAAGCAGAUUUGAGAGGAGAUUAAGAAAGACGUUUGAGAGAACAGAUAAGUUGCUUGAAGAAAUAGUGAGGGAGCAGCGUAGGAUGGGAAUGGAGAAGAGGCAGCAGGAAGGAGACGGUGAUGGCGCUAAUGAGUGUUUUCUCCAUGUUUUGUUGACUGUGCAGGAGGAGAUGAAAUGUAGGGGUGUUGUUUUUGAUGAUACCAGUAUUAAGGCUAUCACUAAGGAUAUGCUCAUUGCGGGAACAGACUCAACCUCCAUCCCCAUGGAAUGGGCAAUGGUCGAGCUGCUUCGCCACCCAAUCGCCAUGAAAAAGCUCAAAGAAGAAAUAACCAAUGUCGUCGGCUGCAACGAGACCGUCGUUAAAGAAGAGCAAUUAGCAGAGAUGAGCUAUCUCAAAGCAAUAGUAAAAGAGGUUCUCAGGCUUCAUCCACCAACUACCUUAAUAGUACGUCGCUUGCUCACAGGAGACACAAUUAUCAAAGGCUAUAGAAUCCCUAAAGGAACAAUGGUGUUCAUCAAUGCUUGGGCUAUCGGAAGGGACCCGAAGAUCUGGGACUCGCCGGAGGAGUUUCGGCCGGAGAGGUUCAUUAAUGGCGAAGGGAGGGAUUUAGGGUUUAUUAAUCAUGGAUUUCAGCUGUUGGCGUUUGGUGCGGGAACGAGAUCUUGUCCUGGAAUUCAGUUCUCUGUGAGUUUGAUUGAGCUCGCCAUUGCGAAUCUGGUGCAUGUUUUUGACUGGAAGCCGGCGAAGGGGGAGGUGAAAGAUAUUGAUAUGGGUGAAGUUUAUGGACUUACUACUCGGAAAAGGGAAGCUCUUCUGCUAAUUGCAACAAUGAAAGCUCUACAAAACUAGGGACAAAUUUAAGGAAUUUUACAUACAUACCGGCCAAUUUUUUUGUCUUUACGUUAUGUUUUGCAUCUACACCGCCUGAAUGUUUCAUAUCAUAUUAAAAAAAAAAAUCACUUUUUAACUUUUAAAAAGUGAAAUUUGAAUUUUCAUGCCUAGAAAAGGUGUUGUAUUAUGGGUUAGAUAUGAAAAUACGUGGGAAUUAAGUGGUAUAUAUGGAUGUAAAUCUUUCAAAAUUUAAAUGAUGGGGAAUGGAUGGAUUGUAGGGUGAACUGUUGUAUUACAUUGUUGAAGAAA
Messenger RNA from Phalaenopsis equestris, 1809 nucleotides. Its product is annotated as cytochrome P450 71A21-like. NCBI's taxonomy places the organism in Eukaryota, Viridiplantae, Streptophyta, Magnoliopsida, Asparagales, Orchidaceae. The record is from RefSeq and is a predicted model, not a curated record. The transcript has 2 exons. The coding region runs from base 1 to 1518 and encodes 505 amino acids. Gene Ontology annotation, molecular function: monooxygenase activity; heme binding; oxidoreductase activity, acting on paired donors, with incorporation or reduction of molecular oxygen.